ACCCAUAAGCCUCAGUCAGCAUACAUGUGCCUUUUCGAUUAUCAUGUUAGCUCCCAUCGACAAUAUGGUAUGUCAAGACUCAAGUAGUGAGGAUGAAGAUCUUGAGAAAUUCAAGGAAGCCGCAUGGACUUUUCAGACAGGUGGAACUAAUGGCACAAACUCUUCAGGUGGAAAGAGCGAUGAAAUGCAAUCACGCCGCGUUAUUGUAUCUCAACAUGAGCAUGAUGGAAACGAGCUUCAGACGUCCCCGGAGUUCCGAGAACAUGUUGCGAAGAAAUUAGGAUCGAUGCUUGAUCGUUGUAUUUCAGAGAUAUCUGUUGAAACAAUUUCACAUACAGAUGCAUGUGAAAGCAACGAAGAAGUGCUCGAAGGCUUUCGGCUGUUCACCACAUCCAUCCCAGGGCAAGAGAUGGAUGAACAACCUCCUGUAAGACGUCGCCCCAUCCCAAGCUCCAGUGACAGUGACAGUGAGAUGGAGAUGAGACUAAGAGAGGCAGCAGUUCCCGUCACAGACUUCUUCCCCCCAUCAUCCCUGUCUGCUGGGUUUGCGUCUGCCCUGCCGGAGUCGUCCUCCUCCCUUCUCACCAUCCAGGCCACAUGCACAAAGAAAAAGAAGAAGAAGAAGAAGAAAGGGGAGACAAGUCUGGAAGAACUUGUGGCAGAGGAGAACAGCCCUGUCCCAAAGAAAAAGAAAAAAGAACCACCCUCACAAGAGUGCUUGGAAGAUGUUGAGGGAAAGUUGGACACUGAAAGCCCCUCGCCUAACGCUAAAACCAAAGUUGAGGCAACGAGUGUGGAGAUGGAGAGCUUACAGCAGAAAGUCAAACGGAGGAGAAAAAAGAAACCCAAACAGGAAGCCGCCGAUGAGUAAAAUGCAGCCUUAUGUGGAGGGCCUUCUGGACUCUGCACUUAUUGUAUGUCUGUACAUAUUGUUGUUUUCUUGGAGUUGUAAGAUAAUAAUCACUUCUGUAAUGUACGCAUUGUAUGCUGUAAGUACUUUUUCAGUUCAGAUGUGCUUGCUAUGUUUGCCCUCUUAAAAGUGGACUGAGUUGA
Messenger RNA from Osmerus eperlanus (European smelt), 1053 nucleotides. It is a transcript of the gene c28h12orf43, whose product is annotated as chromosome 28 C12orf43 homolog. The transcript has 6 exons. The coding region runs from base 44 to 871 and encodes 275 amino acids. Lineage: Eukaryota; Metazoa; Chordata; Actinopteri; Osmeriformes; Osmeridae. Gene Ontology annotation, biological process: Wnt signaling pathway; negative regulation of Wnt signaling pathway; Spemann organizer formation. The record is from RefSeq and is a predicted model, not a curated record.